CAGAACCUCUCGACAGAGAUAAAUGGACUAACACAGCUCAGUGAGAAAGAAGACAGAGUAUUUCUCUUUCCAGGGUUAAUGAUUUUAGACAUUGAAAAUGACACAGUACGCACCUCCCCUGCUAUUGAUGCUCCUUCUAUGGCCUGUGAGCUCAACUUUCCAGCCUGCCCUGGUGUUAGAAUUGGCAAAGAUUCUACUGGAUAACUAUUGCUUUCCUGAGAACCUGGUUGGGAUGCACGAGGCCAUUCAACAAGCCAUAAACAGCGGAGAAAUCCUGAGGAUUUCAGACAGGAAGACUCUAGCCGCUGUGCUUACAGUUGGAGUACAAGGGGCACUGAACGAUCAAAGGUUGGUUGUCUCAUACGAGCCAAAUUUCAUGCCACCAAUGCUACCAUCUCUACCAAAAGAACAGCUGUCCCGGCUGAUGAGAAACUCUGUCAAGCUGGACACUCUUGACAACAAUGUUGGAUAUUUGCGGAUGGAUUGGAUCAUUGGAAAAGAGACAAUAGCAAAGCUUGGCUCUCGGCUGAGGGACAACAUCUGGGACAGAGUUGCUGAAACAUCCUCAUUGAUCUUCGACCUCAGGUAUUGCACAGCUGGAGAAUCGUCUGGGGUUCCCAUUAUAAUCUCCUAUUUCUCAGACCCUGACAUCCUCAUUCAUAUUGACACUGUGUAUGACAGGCCCUCAAAUACCACCAGGGAACUAUGGACAAUGCCAUCAGUAAUGGGUAAAAGGUAUGACAGGAAGAAAGAUGUAAUCCUUUUGACCAGUAAACGCACAAUCGGUGCUGCUGAGGCAGUGGCAUAUGCGUUAAAAAAUCUCAAGAGGGCCAUUGUUGUCGGGGAGAGGACUGCUGGGGGGUCAGUAAGUGUCCAAAAGAUAAGAAUCGCUCAGACAGAGUUCUACAUAACAGUUCCUGUGGCCAGAUCAAUAAGUCCAAUCACAGGCCAGAGCUGGGAAGUUCAUGGAGUUUCCCCAACUGUCAAAGUCAACGCCAAGGAAGCUGUGGUAAAAGCAAAGUCCCUUCUAGCUAUAAGGAAAGCCAUUCCAAAAGUUGUGCAGAAUAUCUCAGAUGUAAUCGGGAGGUUCUACGCUUUCACUGAUAGGGUUCCGAGUCUUCAGCAACGUCUUCAAUUAACAGACUUAUUUUCUGUGGUAUCCAAAGAGGACCUAGCUGCCCGACUCAACGAGGAGCUCCAGACGGUGUGUGAAGAUCCAAGACUCAACAUCAAAUACAACCAAGACGAUGCUCCUACAGAAGAGGAGGACCCUGAACUCUACAAUGGACUCAGUCAUGUGGCGUUAUUGACAGAGCUGGUAGACACAACUUUCAAAGUGGAAAUUCUCUCACAUAACACUGGCUAUCUUUGCUUUGACAAGUUUGUCAAGUCGUCUUCUUCGGGUGAACUAGAAGAGCUCAUGGCUAAAAAGGUAUGGGAACCCCUCAAGGACACUAACAAUCUGAUUAUUGACCUUCGCUUUAACACAGGUGGGUCCUCAACCUCUUUGUCCCUAAUACUGUCCUACUUGCAAGACAGAUCUAAGAAACAUCACUUUUUCACGAUAUAUGACAGAAUUCAGAACAUAUCCACAGAAUAUGACUCUUUGCCUCUAAUAACAGGCCCAACCUAUGGCUCCACACGUGGGGUUUAUGUUUUGACCAGCUACCACACAGCAGGUGUUGGCGAAGAGUUUGCCUACCUGAUACAGUCCCUACAUCGUGGCACAGUUGUUGGGGAAAUUACAUCUGGUAACCUGAUGCACUCAAAGACAUUCCCAAUAGAUGGCACAGAUAUAGCCAUCACUAUCCCUUUCAUUAACUUUUUAGACAACAAUGGUGAAUGUUGGCUUGGAGGUGGUGUUGUCCCAGAUGCCAUUGUGCUAGCUGAGGAAGCUGUGGCCAAUGUUUAUGAGAUUGCUGAUUUUCACCAAGGACUCAGGUUCCUCCUAGAGAGAACUGGAGAAAUGUUUGAAAAAUAUUAUGCAAUCCAUGAGGUUGCACUUACUGUCGGCAAGGAACUGUUGAGCAAAUGGGAUGAGGGAUUAUACUGGUCUGUGGUCGACUUUGAAUCUUUGGCCUCUCAGUUGUCGGUCGACAUCCAAGAGACUUCAGGUGAUCACCGCAUUCAUGUUUUUCACUGCAAUGUCGAGCCCGAGGCGCCUCAUAAUGUCCCAAAGAUCCCUACUGCUGAAGAAGUGGGUUACAUGAUUGAUGCUUUGUUAAAACUUGAUCUCCUACCAGGUAAUGUUGGCUUUCUAAGGUUUGACAUGAUGGCAGAUGUAGAGGUGGUGAAAGCCAUCGGGCCUCAGCUGAUAAAACUAGUUUGGAGCAAGAUAGUAAACACAGACGCCCUCAUUAUUGACAUGAGGUACAACACUGGUGGAUAUUCAACAGCAAUUCCUCUCUUGUGCACCUAUUUCUUUGAUGUUGAACCUUUGCAGCAUAUUUACACAGUCUUCGACCGCACCACAAACACCAUGACAGAGGUAAUGACAUUGCCACAAGUGAUGGGCCAAAGGUAUCCACCGUCCAAGGAUGUCUACAUUCUCACCAGUCAUAUGACAGGGUCAGCAGCAGAAGUGUUCAUGCAAGCAAUGAAGGAUCUUAAUAGGGCCACAGUCGUUGGGGAGCCAACGAUUGGAGGGUCUUUAUCAAGUGGAACCUAUCAGAUCGGAGACAGCGUCCUAUACGCUUCCAUCCCUAAUCAGGUUGUGCUAAGUGCGAUUACUGGUAAAAUGUGGAGUACUUCAGGGGUUGAGCCUCAUGUCAUUGUCCAAGCCAAAGACGCCCUUCCUGCAGCUCAAAGAAUGAUAGCAGCAAGACUGCAGAGCAGAGAGCAGAGAAAGUAGUUCCUUAUUUUGUGUUAUGAUUUUAUGUAGAACGAUUAUUUAGCCGAUGUACAGUAAUGUCGGAUCAUUGUUUCAUGUGUGGCAGUAUUUGCGUCCUCGUAGUUAAUGAACUGGUCAAGCUGUUCUCUUCAAACGGCUAAUGUUCAUAAAGCUGUCUUGCCCUGUCAUCUAGUUAUCUAGUAAUGCUAUUUAAGGCAUUGUUGUUUGCUCAUAUUUUCCUACAGUUUUCCAACUUUCAACUUUAUUGUCCCAGAGGGGAAAUGUUGGUAUGCAGCCAGGUGAAAACAAUAUAAAAAAACAUUUAGAAACCCAGGCACAUGACAACAGAAACAACAUACACCGUGAACAACAUUGAAUACAUAAAUACAAGAGUUCCUUAACAAUGCCGAUUGUAUGAUGUUUUCAUCCACACAGAAUUGUACUGAAUAUUUAAUAAUGACACAUGUCAUUACAGUGGGGAAUUUAUAAGCUGUGGAUCAAAUCUCAAAUCCACCAAUAUCCACUCUGCAAACUGUUAAAAGAGAUUUCAAUGUUAAACAACACAUCGACAUUAAAACAUUAUAGACAUAGUUGUAUAUAUGUAUUGUAAACUAAUUAUUAUGCUCUGUUAAGUAAGCUAUAAUACACUCUUUGUAUUUAUCAAUUACCUUAUAUAUCCCAACCUGUAUGUUUUAUUUUUCCAUCAUUUAAAACAGAUUUUUCCUCCUCUGUUUAAUAAUUUCAGUUGAUUCAAUUUAAAGUAUUU
Labrus mixtus (cuckoo wrasse) is the source of this 3596-nucleotide messenger RNA. RefSeq names its product retinol-binding protein 3-like. The coding region runs from base 98 to 2851 and encodes 917 amino acids. Gene Ontology annotation, molecular function: serine-type peptidase activity. Gene Ontology annotation, biological process: proteolysis. Lineage: Eukaryota; Metazoa; Chordata; Actinopteri; Labriformes; Labridae. The record is from RefSeq and is a predicted model, not a curated record. The transcript has a single exon.